AUGUCAGUAACUUUACACACAGAUCUCGGUGACUUGAAAAUUGAAGUAUUCUGUGAAGCAGUCCCGAAAACGGCAGAGUGGAUAUUACGACAACAACUUAUUCCACAGUUUUGGACAAAUACAUCAAAUAUCUUGAUAAAAAUAUGCGAAAACUUUCAUGCCGGAAAAAAGAAAUAUAAAAUCAUUUAUAGUGCAGGUGAUCCUACGGGAACAGGGAAAGGUGGAAACUCUAUAUGGGGGCGAAAAUUUGCUGAUGAGAUCAAGUCCUCAUUAAAGCAUAAUGCUCGAGGUAUCGUCUCAAUGGCCAACAGUGGUCCAGACACUAAUGGCUCGCAAUUUUUUAUCACCUACACAAAACUGCCUCACUUGGACACUAAGUAUACAGUGUUUGGCAAAGUCAUCGAUGGCGUAGACACAACUUUGGAUGCCAUCGAGAAAGUCCCAGUCGAUGAGAAAAAUCGUCCUAUACAGGAGAUACGAAUCAAAUCGGUGACUAUUCAUGCUAACCCAUUGGCUGAGUAA
Messenger RNA from Ambispora gerdemannii, 522 nucleotides. Lineage: Eukaryota; Fungi; Glomeromycota; Glomeromycetes; Archaeosporales; Ambisporaceae. The record is from the annotation of a GenBank genome assembly.